This is a messenger RNA of Syzygium oleosum, 819 nucleotides long. Its product is annotated as actin-depolymerizing factor. The record is from RefSeq and is a predicted model, not a curated record. The transcript has 3 exons. Bases 144 to 563 code for a protein of 139 amino acids. Gene Ontology annotation, biological process: actin filament depolymerization. NCBI's taxonomy places the organism in Eukaryota, Viridiplantae, Streptophyta, Magnoliopsida, Myrtales, Myrtaceae. Gene Ontology annotation, molecular function: actin filament binding. Gene Ontology annotation, cellular component: actin cytoskeleton; cytoplasm.
CUUUCCCUCACAAAUUGACCUCCACAAUACUUCAGAUUUAUAUAACUCGGGGUCUCUUUGUUCAUUGUUUUUCAGUCUCUCAAUCUUUCACUUUUCUGCUUCUCACUUCUCAUCAGGAUCAUCUCUCAUUGGCAGGCAUCAACAUGGCAAAUUCGUCAUCUGGAAUGGCAGUGGACGAUGAGUGCAAGCUUAAGUUCUUGGAGCUAAAAGCAAAGAGGAUUUACAGAUUCAUCGUGUUCAAGAUCGUAGAGAAGAUCCAACAGGUGACAAUAGAGAAACUCGGUAGUCCAGACGAAACCUAUGACGAUUUCACCGCCAGUUUGCCUGCCGAUGAGUGCCGAUACGCUGUGUUUGACUUCGAUUUCACGACUGAUGAGAAUUGCCAGAAAAGCAAGAUUUUCUUCAUUGCAUGGUCGCCUGAUACGUCAAGGGUGAGGAGCAAGAUGCUCUACGCCAGCUCGAAAGACAGAUUCAAGAGAGAAUUGGACGGGAUUCAAGUCGAGCUGCAAGCUACUGAUCCUAGUGAGAUGAGCAUCGAUAUCGUAAGAGGACGAGCGCUAUAAUCAGUCAAACCUCCAGUGUCUACUCUCGAUGAUCUUGAACCCCUCCACAUCAUUUUUCUUUGUAGCGUGCUCGUUUUCUUCUUUGAUGGUCCGUCACGCAUGUACCAUUUUACUGAAGGGAAACUAGCAUCCAUUUAGUCAUGUUCGUCCCUUCCAUACAUGUCGUUUCUUUCUUUCUGGCAUAACAAAUAACGUGUACGAUGACCUGCAUUAACCUUCCUCACAUGAGAAAUUCAACUCAGUGGAAUCAUUCUUA